GGCCUUCCUUUCUGCUGUGUGUUGGGAUCUUUACAGCAGCCCAUGCUGCGGCGCCUCGCCUGUCCCACCCGAGCUGCCUGCACCGCUGGCGUGGACCUAACCUAGGAUAAACCUCCGCGUGGCCUGGGUAGGGGGGAGCCAUGGGGAGCUCAGCCUCGUCGCUGGCUGCGGAGACGGAAUCGGACCAUGGCUUCACUAGCCCGCCCUACCCGGGGCACCCAGCUGUGGGCUGGUAUAGGAGUAGUCACAGUGGCCCCGUUUGGGAAAGUGCCCUUAUAACACGUCAGCAUCAGCAUUUACACCACCGGGUGCGAAGCCAUUCCCACUCUCCUGGCUCCAUGGCUGCUGUGCGUGAGUGGUCCUGCACCCGCUGCACCUUCUUGAACCCUGUUGGCCAACGGCAGUGCUCCAUAUGUGAAGCCCCCCGCCAAAAGCCUGACCUCAACCACAUUCUGCGGCUCAGUGUGGAGGAACAGAAAUGGGCCUGUGCCCGCUGCACCUUCAGGAACUUUUUGGGCAAGGAAACCUGUGAAGUAUGUGGCUUCAACCCAGAACCAGGGCCCAGCAGCUCCCCCUUGCCUAUCCUCAAUGGCAUCUUGCCCAAGCCCACAGUGCUUGUGGAGCCCAGGGGCACAUCGAAGGAGGAAGCUCCCAAGACAGAAGGUGGCAGUGAGGACUCCGGGGCAAAGAAUCCAGAUGAGGCAGAGCUGGAGGAUGGCUGGGCUUGCCAGCGCUGCACCCUGCACAACACACCCGUGGCUAACUCCUGUUCUGCUUGUGGUGGGCCACGCAAGCUCUCCCUGCCCAAGAUCCCACCAGAGGCGCUGGUCGUCCCUGAAGUCAUCACCCCUGCUGGAUUUCAAGUAGCCCCAGCUACUCCUCAGUCUUUAGUCUCUCUAGAGAUCACUGACAGUGAUGCCGUGGCCACCCAGGGCCCAGUGGCUAUGGAACAAGAGGCCCAGAAGAUGCCAGCCUUCAGUCCCUUCUCCCCAGGGCUCCAAAACAACCCCGUGCCCCGGAGCCGCAGGGAGGUGCCCCCACAGCUGCAGAUGCCGGGGCCUGAGGCCUCCCAGCCUGUGGCUCAGACUGCAGCUGGGCAGAAGGGCUCUCCACAGGGUCAAGCCAGAGCUCCACCAUCCGCCCGCCUCCAGGAGCUGCUGUCCAACAAGCGGCUGGGCAUGCUGGAGGAGGAGAUGGAGGUGGGCCCGUCCCACUGGAAGUGCAGUACCUGCUCCCUGCUUAACUCUGCCGGGACCAGCAAAUGUGAGGUCUGCAGUGCCCAGAAAGGCAGUGACACCAUCAACUUGGUGGGGGACUCUGUGAGAUUCACCCCAUGCAGCCCCUCCAGCCCUGACUUCACUACCUGGUCCUGUUCCAAAUGCACCCUCAAGAACCCCACGCUAGCCCAGAAGUGCAAAGUGUGCGGCUCCUCCAAGCUGCACGGCUUCCAGGAGCACGGGGCACAGGGGGAGCCGGCCCCGAGGUGUUCUGACUGCGGGGCUUGCGACAAGGGCACCUGCUCCUCUUGCGGCACCAAGGCCCCGUCCGCCCGCAAGGUUGCUCGCCUUUUCCCUUCCCAGCUGCCCAUGGCCCAAGACAGGCCAAGCCAGUGGGCUUGUCCUGCUUGCACCUUGCUCAAUGAGCUCAAGGCCAAGCACUGUGUGGCCUGCCAUACCCCCCAGCACUACGUGGCCCAGCACAAGGGCACCAAGCCCCUCAAGAGACGCGAGAGCAUGCACGUGGAGAAGAGGCGACAGACGGACGAGGGAGAGGCCAAAGCCCUGUGGGAAAACAUUGUGACCUUCUGUCGGGAGAACAAAGUCAAUUUUGUAGAUGAUAGUUUCCACCCUGGGCCCAAGUCUGUGGGAUUCCCGGAAGGCGACAGUGUCCAGCAGAGGGUGAAGCAGUGGCUGCGACCCCACGAAAUCAACUGUAGUAUCUUCAAAGACCGAACGGUGAAGUGGUCAGUGUUUCGGACACCCAGGCCCUCAGACAUCCUCCAAGGACUGCUGGGAAACUGCUGGUUUCUGAGUGCCCUGGCAGUGCUGGCGGAGCGGCCAGAGCUGGUGGAGAGGGUGAUGAUCACGCGGACACUGUGCCCCGAGGGCGCCUACCAGGUGCGGCUGUGCAAGGACGGCACGUGGACCACUGUGCUGGUGGAUGACAUGUUGCCUUGUGAUGAGUGUGGAUACCUCCUCUUCUCUCAGGCCCAGAGGAAGCAGUUAUGGGUAGCCCUCAUUGAGAAGGCACUGGCCAAGCUUCAUGGUUCGUACUUUGCCCUCCAGGCGGGGCGUGCUAUUGAAGGCCUGGCUACACUAACUGGUGCCCCCUGCGAGAGCCUGAUGCUGCAGGUCAGCUCCACUAACCCUCGCGAGGAGCCCAUUGACACUGACCUCAUCUGGGCCAAAAUGCUGAGUUCUAAGGAGGCUGGGUUCCUCAUGGGUGCAUCCUGUGGUGGGGGAAACAUGAAGGUGGAUGAUGUGGCCUACGAGAGUAUGGGUCUCCGUCCACGGCAUGCCUACUCUAUCCUGGAUGUGCGGGAUGUCCAAGGCUUCAGGUUACUACGACUCCGAAACCCCUGGGGUCGCUUCUCCUGGAAUGGCAACUGGUCUGAUGAGUGGCCUCACUGGCCAGCCCCCUUGCGUCAUGAUCUGAUGCCCCAUGGCAGCAGCGAGGGGGUCUUCUGGAUGGAGUACAGUGAUUUCAUUAAGUAUUUUGACUCCGUGGACAUCUGCAAGCUGCAUUCAGACUGGCACGAGGUGCGUGUCCAGGGCAUGUUCCCCAACAAGGCCAACGGGCCAGUGACAGUGACAUCGCUGACAGUGCUGGAGCGUGCUGCCCUGGAAUUUGCCCUCUUCCAGGAGGGCAGCAGGCGGUCAGACAUGGUGGACAGCCACUUGCUGGAUCUGUGCAUCAUGGUUUUUCGGGCUACCUUCACCAGCGGGAACAAGCUGAGCCUGGGCCGGCUGAUGGCUCACAGCAAACGAGCUGUCAAGAAGUUUGUCAACUGCGACGUGAUGCUGGAGCCGGGCGAGUACGCUGUGGUGUGCUGUGCCUUCAACCACUGGAAUGCUGCCCUGGCAGGCCCCGCUGCUGCCCAGGCAUCCAGCCCCACCAGCAGCCGGCAGGCCACUGAUUACUCCAGCUACAUCCUGGCCAUCUACAGCUCCCGCCUGGUGAUGGUGGAGCAGGUGGAGGCACAGCCCACCACGCUCGCCGAUGCCAUCAUCCUGCUGACUGAGAACAAGGGCGAGCGGCAUGAGGGUCGCGAGGGGAUGACAUGCUACUACCUGACACACGGCUGGGCAGGGCUCAUCGUGGUGGUGGAGAACCGGCACCCCAAGUCCUACCUGCAUGUCCAGUGUGACUGCACUGACAGCUUCAACGUGGUUUCCACGCGUGGCAGCCUCAAAACCCAAGACAGCGUGCCCCCCCUGCACAGGCAGGUGUUGGUGAUCCUUUCCCAGCUGGAGGGCAAUGCUGGCUUCUCCAUCACCCACCGUCUGGCCCACCGUAAAGCCACCCAGGCCUUCCUCAAUGACUGGAUGUCCACAAAAGGAACCCACAACCCCCUGCUCACGCCGGAGGUGGCCGGACUCCACGGGCCCCGGCCGCUAUGACAAAACGCCUCCUCCAGCCCACUCCUCUCUCCCUUU
Tinamus guttatus (white-throated tinamou) is the source of this 3656-nucleotide messenger RNA. It is a transcript of the gene CAPN15, whose product is annotated as calpain 15. Gene Ontology annotation, biological process: proteolysis. Gene Ontology annotation, cellular component: cytoplasm. NCBI's taxonomy places the organism in Eukaryota, Metazoa, Chordata, Aves, Tinamiformes, Tinamidae. The record is from RefSeq and is a predicted model, not a curated record. Gene Ontology annotation, molecular function: calcium-dependent cysteine-type endopeptidase activity.